AUGUGUCUGACAGACGCGAACUUGGUUGUUGAGAGAGAGGUUCUGCCCAACUGGGUGAAGCCAUCGCACUACGACCUCAAGCUUUACAACUUUGACUUCACUGGUGCACGCGGGUUUACCUAUGAUGGUGUCGUGACCAUCAAACUCGACAUCGCCGAGGCGACUGACAAGAUCCUGAUCAACUCAGUCGAGUUGAAGCUCACCAAAGCCUCCAUCGUCACCACCGUACAGAAGACCGAACAACAGGUCAGUGCUACCGAUAUCACACUCGAUGAGACGAAGCAGAUCGCAACCCUGCAGUUUCCGGACAAGCUUUCUCAGGGAGCGCAGGCGGACUUGAGGAUUGAGUUCCAGGGCGUGCUUAACGACAAGAUGUCUGGAUUCUACCGGUCGAAGUAUGAACUUGACGGAAAGACUCAAUACAUGUUCUCGACCCAAUUCGAGGCAACUGACGCCCGUCGUGCCUUCCCUUGUUUCGACGAACCCGCCUUGAAGGCGACAUUUGACUGUACCGUGACUGUACCGGAUGAGUUGACAGCUUUGGGUAACAUGUCCGUCAAAUCCGAGAAGCCCGCAAAGGACGGCAAGAAGGGAGGAGAGAAGGGUCCUGGUCCUGAGGGUGCAGAGGGGUUGAAGAUCGUGGAGUUUGAGAGGACGCCGGUUAUGAGUACUUAUCUUUUGGCUUUUGUUGUUGCGAAGAUGGAGUAUGUCGAGGCACACUCUACUAACCCCAACAUCCCCGUUCGUGUCUACACCACCCCUGGUCUUUCCUCGACUGCGAAUGUGGCAUUGAAUGCUGCAACAAAGAUCAUUAAUUACUUCUCGUCUGUUUUUGACAUUCCCUACGCGCUGCCCAAGUGUGACCUUGUCGCUGUGCCAGAGUUCGCAAUGGGUGCGAUGGAGAACUGGGGAUUGAUUACAUACAGAACGACUGCGGUGCUUUUCGAUGAGGGCAAGAGUGACGAGAAGUACAGGCAGAGAGUGGUCUACGUCGUCGCUCACGAACUGGCGCACCAGUGUUAUACGGUGGUUACCAUGGAAUUCUGGGAUGAACUCUGGUUGAACGAAGGUUUCGCUACCUGGAUGGGUUGGCUCGCCGUCGACCACCUCGAGCCCUCCUGGAAGGUUUGGGAUCAGUUCGUUUCCAGUUCGCUUCAGACUGCGCUUCACCUGGACUCUCUUCGUGGAUCGCAUCCUAUUGAGGUUCCUGUUCGUGAUGCAUUGCAGAUUAACCAGAUCUUUGAUGCGAUUUCGUAUCAGAAGGGUGCUUCUAGCAUUCGUAUGCUUGCGUCCCAUGUCGGUGUUGAUGCGUUUUUGAAGGGUGUUUCUAGUUAUUUGAAGAAGCAUUCCUACUCCAACGCCCAUACUGCGGAUUUGUGGUCUGCGAUCUCUGAGGAGUCUGGGAUGGAUGUCGGUGGUUUCAUGAACAACUGGAUCAAGAACAUUGGAUAUCCCGUCCUCGAUAUCGUUGACAAGGAAGAUGGAACAACGAUCACGCAGAGGAGGUUUUUGUCAACUGGGGAUGUGAAGCCUGAGGAGGACGAGACUGUCUGGUGGGUUCCUCUUGCUCUGCGUGUUGGUGCUUCGGGUAUCUCUUCGUUGUCGAAGGUGGAUAUCGAGAAGAUUACUGCGUUGACGGAGAAGGAGACGACCCUGCCCAUGCUCAAGAAAGGCGAGUUCUUUAAGUUUAACGCUGACCAGGUCGGUGUCUACCGCGUCAAUUACUCACCCGAGCGCUUGGCUGCACUUGGUGAAGUUGCGGCUAAGGACCAGAGUCUUUUGUCGCCCAGUGACCGUGUCGGGUUGGUUGCUGAUGCGGCCUUGAUGGGAAUUAGUGGGUUUGGGAGUACGAGUGGCUUGUUGGAGUUGGUGAGUCAGUUGAAGGGAGAGGAGAAUUAUGUUGUUUGGGAGCAAGUUUGCAUGAGGCUUUCUGGGUUGAGAUCUGCGUGGUUUGAGCAGAGUGAGGAGGUGCAGGCUGCGUUGAAGAGGUUGACCCGUGAGCUUACUGGUCCCAAGGCUAAAGAACUUGGUUUCGAGUAUCCUGCCAAGGGCGAGAGUUUCUUGACUGCUCAGCUUCGUACUCUUCUCAUCUCCGUUGCUGGACACGCAGGUGAUGAGGAGAUCGUGGCUGAGGCCCGUAAGCGCUUUGAUGCCUUCGUCAAUGGUGAUGAGUCCACUAUCCACCCUAACCUCCGUCGUGCUGUCUACGGCAUUGUUCUUUCUCAGGGAGGAUCUGCUGCUGAUUUUGAUGCUGUGCUCAAUAUCUACAGGAACGCACCGACUGAUGAUGCUAAGGAGAAUGCGCUUGCUGCGUUGGGUGAGAUCAAGGACAUCGAGCUCAUUAACAAGCUGCUUGGCAUGAUGCUAGCUGGCGAAUUCCCCACCCAGGACAUCCACACGCCAGCCGGGAUGUUGGCAGCAAACUAUGUCGGAAGGAAGAGACAAUGGGAGUGCAUCAAGGAGAACUGGACCAGGAUCACCCAAAGCUUCGGUGCUAACCCCGUUGUGUUGAACCGUUUCGUCCCUGCUGUUGUCAACAAGUUCUCUUCGGAGGAUGCAGCGGAGGAUAUCCGCAAGUUUUUUGAGGACAAGGACUGCGCUGCAUUCUCGAAGGCUCUUGGACAGAGUUUGGAUGCGAUUUCGGCGCAUGCUGGUUGGGUGAAGAGAGAUGCUGGGGCUGUUGAGACUUGGUUGGAUGAGCACAAGUACCUUUGA
Molecule: messenger RNA, 2715 nt
Organism: Saitoella complicata NRRL Y-17804
Lineage: Eukaryota; Fungi; Ascomycota; Saitoellomycetes; Saitoellales; Saitoellaceae
Exons: 8
Coding region: 1-2715 (904 amino acids)
Biological process (GO): peptide catabolic process; proteolysis
Cellular component (GO): cytoplasm
Molecular function (GO): metalloaminopeptidase activity; peptide binding; zinc ion binding
Source: RefSeq, a predicted model, not a curated record